AACACAAAACAACCAUUUGUUCCCUCCUCAUGCAAGUCUUAUGUACCGUAGUGGCGCAGGACAGGACACAUGCUGAAGGGCGCUUAAGAUCGGAUCCAGGUGUCCACCCAACUUCUAAACUAGUCACAACAGUCGCUAUACUGUUAGUCUUUGGGGUUUUAUGGCGCAAUCCUAGAUGCGGUUCUCUUCGACACCGAAUCCCAACUCUUGGAGGAGCGGCAGCCUUGUCGGCGCAGAGAGUCGACUAUAAUUUCAAGUGACUCCCUGUCGUCUUAUAGAUCCUAUCAUUUGAGUGAUGAGCCAAAGACCCCCCUCUUAGCUUUCAUCAUUAAAUUCAUAGUCAGAUGCCUCCUAUUUGAUUACAGAGAUCAUUCGACUAGACCAUGUUGUCUAACGAUGCUUCCCCACCAGUUAUGGCUACCCAGCUCCUUCACGUAAAGCAGCAUACCUUUGAAGGAACGAUCUGGAGCUUUGCUGCUAUCUCCUUUCUCUUCCUCGCCUUUAGACUAUACUCGCGAUUUUCCGGGCCACGCAGGCUUUACUGGGAUGACGGAUUCGUCAUCCUCGCAUGGCUCCUGCUUCUCUUAUCAGCUAUCCUUUGGACGUAUAUUGCCUCAUAUCUAUAUGCUUUCUAUGAUGUGAUCAACGGAUACAGCCAGCCAGGCCCCGCCUUCGUCCUACACUCAGAGCAGUACUAUACUGGGCAGCUCAUCGUUUUGGUUUUCUUCUACAGCGGACUUUGGUCUGUGAAAUUCUCUUUCUUGUUCUUCUUCAGAAGGCUUGGGGAGAAUGUUAGCAGGAUUCGAUAUCUAUUAUGGGUGGCUUUCUUCUUCACUACUGCUACCUACUUGGUCUGCAUCGGGACUAUACAGUAUAGGUGUUUGGCGAGACCGUUGGCAGAGAUCCAGGCUCAUUGUUCCUCCGAGGCGAACAUUGAUUUCACUUUGGUCACAUUAAAAGUGAACACAGCCCUUGAUAUCAUUACUGAUAGUCUUAUCUCGAUAAUCCCCAUUUCUCUAGUAUGGAACGUUCAGAUUCCAACUCGGAGAAAGAUGGCUCUGAUAGGCAUCUUCUCUCUCGUGCUUGUGACAAUUGCAUUCGCCAUAGUGCGUGUUGUUGUAGUGAGUGAGUUGACGCACCAGCCUGAUGUAUCGUGGCUUUAUCUAUGGAGUGCUAUUGAGCAAGGCGUUGCAAUUAUUGUAGCUUGCUUGUCUGCCUUCCCCCAUCUAUUCGCACGCACAACCCAUCGUGCUGCAAAUCCACGAUUCAUUCCACAGAAGGAUUCAGAUGGUGGGAUACGUGUGAGAAGGCCAUACUGGGAUUUCAGCACCAUUGGCAUGUCAACAUUUAACCAGACUGGCGGGGACUUGACCUACCUCAACGAGCAAGAGGAAGGCCACCCACGGUACUCAGCUACAUCGUCGAUGCGGGAAUUGGGCGUCCCUCAACACGACCAUGGGCGUUAGUAGAGCCUAUCUAGUAUGGAAUCGCCAUAGUGAACACUUGGAGAUACCUAGAAAAGAGUACGAUGUCAACUGGCACACACGAUCAGAUUAGGAUUUUCCCUCCGGUGUACAGAGUAGUGGUAGUAGGCAGUGAACAAUAUCAAAAAUAAAUUCCCAAUAAUCAUAAUCCUGGCUGCAUGGCUUUGUCACUUCACGCUGCAGUGUCUCAACGUUACUUUAGGUGCUUGGCGCAUGAUUUAUGGACAGAGCAGUCCACGGGUUCAGCCUCUCAGUGCAUCGCUGGUCAUCGGCACUCGCCUGAAUCGACCUUCCGAGCAGGUCCGUGUCAGGACUUGAUGUUGGUGAUUGUAAAAAACCACUUGCAUCUAUGAUUGGUGGUUAUGGCGCUGAUGAUUCCGAUGUAGGUACCUAGGUGGUAUGUACUGUAUACUUUAUGGGGCUAGUGGGCCCUAUGGAAU
Molecule: messenger RNA, 1924 nt
Organism: Xylaria bambusicola
Lineage: Eukaryota; Fungi; Ascomycota; Sordariomycetes; Xylariales; Xylariaceae
Exons: 5
Coding region: 384-1466 (360 amino acids)
Source: RefSeq, a predicted model, not a curated record